This is a messenger RNA of Rhineura floridana, 5820 nucleotides long. It is a transcript of the gene POLA1, whose product is annotated as DNA polymerase alpha 1, catalytic subunit. The transcript is spliced from 37 exons. The record is from RefSeq and is a predicted model, not a curated record. Lineage: Eukaryota; Metazoa; Chordata; Lepidosauria; Squamata; Rhineuridae. Gene Ontology annotation, molecular function: chromatin binding; single-stranded DNA binding; DNA replication origin binding. Gene Ontology annotation, biological process: lagging strand elongation; DNA replication; mitotic DNA replication initiation. Gene Ontology annotation, cellular component: alpha DNA polymerase:primase complex. The coding region runs from base 212 to 4732 and encodes 1506 amino acids.
CUUUCUCUUUCUCUUCGACCCUGAAGCGGAAUAGGAAGGACGGAUACCGUGAGCGUGGCUUCUGAUUGGCUGCUCGUCUGGCCGGGGCACUUGGGUCUCUUUUCUCGCGCCACUUUCAGGCGCUUUGGCGCGGGAGCGUGAAGUUGUGGGUCGGGCUUGCAGGCGCGACAGGGAGCAGCAAUCCGCUCUUUUCCCCACCCGCUGUUCCACAAUGGAUUUGAGCGAGGGCCCGGGCGACGGGGCUGGUGAUGGUUGCCAUGGAGAAAGUGAUUCUGCAAAUUUUGCAGCUUCACGUUCACGCCGCGAGAAGAAAUCUAAAAAAGGGAGACAAGAAGCAUUAGAACGUUUGAAAAAGGCAAAGGCUGGUGAGAAAAUAAAAUAUGAGGUUGAGGAGUUUACAAGUGUUUAUGAUGAAAUUGAUGAAGAACAAUACUCUAAGAUUGUCAGAGAACGCCAGGAAGAUGACUGGAUUGUGGAUGAUGAUGGAGUCGGCUAUGUAGAAGACGGCAGGGAGAUUUUUGAUGAAGACUUGGAAAAUGAUGCUCUUGAUUCCAGCAAGAAAAGAAGAAGAGACACGACUUCUACAAAUGACAACAAAAAUGUGAAGAAGGCUCUGGUGUCAAAACCAAACACUAUUAAAUCUAUGUUUAUGGCCAGUACUGGGAAGAAAAGUGCUGAUAAACCUGUUGACCUAUCUAAGGAUGAUUUGCUAGGAGACAUUUUGCAAGAUCUAAAUGCUGAGUCAGUUCAUUUAGCACCGCCACCAGUUGCAGUACUAAAAAAAAAGCGGCUUUUUGGAAUGCCCUUGAAUCCUUUUUCUGUGCAAUCUCAAGUCUCCAAGAAAGCUUCUGAAGUGAGAAAAACUGUUGCUCCUUUCAAAAAAGAAAUUUCUUCACCAAAUUCAUCUCAUUGUAAGCAUUCAGUCUACAUAGCUAGAUCGGAGCUAGGCAAAGAAGAGAGAAGUGAACCUGAAAAUGGAAUACAAAUGGUAGAAAAUGGAGACUUGAUCGAAACUAAACGAGAGGAAGUUACUAAAGUCACUACGAUAAUUACAGAAGAUGAACAGGCUGUAAUGGAUUUUGAUGAUGGGGACUUUGAUGAAUCUAUGGAGGAAGGUGGAAUAGUAGAAGAAAGAGCCACAAUCCUGAAGGAAGAGAUGAAAACAGAAGAGAGACAAACACAGCAAGCAGACUGUGUGAAAACAGAAUCAUAUUUCUUAAGUUCUUCCCUCCAUGAUGUAUCCUGCUGGGACACAAUAGAUGAAGAUGAACAUCAGCAUCUAGCUUCAGAAAUUCAAGUGGAUUCCAGUCAACUUCCACUAAUAAAUGGGGAAGAUGGGCAGCAGAUCUUCAAGUUCUAUUGGCUGGAUGCUUAUGAAGAUCAGUAUAAUCAACCAGGAGUAGUAUUUCUCUUUGGUAAAGUGAGGAUUGAAUCAGCACAGUCCUAUGUGAGCUGUUGUGUGACAGUAAAAAAUAUUGAGAGAACUGUUUACCUACUGCCACGUGAAUCGCGAAUUGAUAUAUCUUCUGGUAAAGAGACAGAGAAUCCUGUAAAUAUGAUGGACAUUUAUCAAGAAUUUAAUGACAGGAUUGCAGAAAAAUACAAGAUCAUGAAGUUCAAGUCCAAGAAAGUAGAAAAGAAUUAUGCUUUUGAGAUACCAGAUGUUCCUGCAAAAUCCGACUACUUAGAAGUUAGAUACCCGGCUGAAUUCGGUCGCCUUCCUCAAGACCUGAAAGGAGAGACAUUUUCUCAUGUGUUUGGAACUAACACAUCUAGUCUAGAACUCUUCUUGAUGAACAGGAAGAUUAAAGGACCAAGUUGGCUGGAAAUAAAAAAUCCACAGCUCUCCAACCAGACUGUCAGUUGGUGUAAGGUGGAAUUGGUGGCACUGAAGCCUAACUUGGUGACUGUGGUGAAAGAUCUUCCUCCACCACCUCUUGUGAUCAUGUCUCUUAGUAUGAAGACAGUUCAGAACACAAAGACUCAUCGGAAUGAGGUUAUGGCUAUUACAUCUUUAGUACAUCACAAAUUUUGUCUCGACAAAGCACCACCCAUGCCUCCAUUUCAGACCCACUUCAGCGUUAUUUCCAAACCAAAUGAUUGCAUUUUUCCAUAUGACGUCAAAGAAAUAGUCAAGAAUAAGAAUUUAAAAAUAGAGAUUGCCAUGACAGAGAGGACGCUGCUGGGUUUUUUUCUGGCAAAAGUUCAUAAAAUUGAUCCAGAUGUUAUUGUGGGACACAAUAUUUAUGGGUUUGAUCUGGAACUACUUCUUCAAAGAAUUAAUGUAUGCAAAGUUCCACACUGGUCCAAGAUAGGUCGACUGAGGAGAUCAAAUAUGCCAAAGCUUGGGGGCCGUAGUGGAUUUGCUGAAAAGAAUGCAACUUGUGGUCGAAUGAUUUGUGAUGUCAAAAUUUCAGCAAAGGAGCUGAUUCGUUGCAAAAGUUACCAUUUGUCUGAACUUGUCAGUCAAAUUCUGAAAAUGGAAAGAGUGAUAAUUCCAUCUGAAGAGAUACGAAAUAUGUACAGUGAUUCCCGUCACUUACUUUACAUGCUGGAGAAUACCUGGACUGAUGCCAAAUACAUUUUACAAAUAAUGUGUGAGCUCAAUGUUCUUCCGCUAGCCCUACAGAUUACCAAUAUUGCUGGCAAUGUUAUGUCAAGGACUCUGAUGGGUGGGCGAGCUGAGCGUAAUGAAUACUUGCUCCUUCAUGCAUUUUAUGAAAAAGAUUUUAUUGUGCCUGAUAAGCAGCUAUUUAAAAAGUCUCAGCAGAAGCAGCUGGAAGAUGAUGAAGAUUUUGAAGGGGAUCAGAACAAAUCAAAAACAGGGCGAAAAAAGGCAGCAUAUUCUGGAGGUUUAGUUUUGGAUCCAAAAGUUGGUUUUUAUGACAAGUUCAUCUUACUCCUAGACUUCAAUAGCUUGUACCCUUCAAUUAUCCAAGAGUUUAACAUCUGUUUUACAACAGUUCCCAGGAUGUCUUCUAGUGUGCAAAAAAAGACAGAGGAUGGAGAAGAAGAAAUUCCAGAAUUACCAGAUUCAUCUUUAGAAAUGGGAAUUUUGCCUAAAGAGAUCAGGAAGCUAGUUGAGCGAAGGCGUCAAGUGAAGCAGUUGAUGAAACAGCCAGACUUAAAUUCCGACAUCUACUUGCAGUAUGAUAUAAGGCAGAAGGCUUUGAAGCUUACAGCUAAUAGCAUGUAUGGAUGCCUGGGGUUUUCCUACAGCAGAUUCUAUGCAAAGCCUCUUGCUGCUCUGGUGACUUUCAAAGGCAGAGAGAUUUUGAUGCAUACUAAGGAGAUGGUACAGAAGAUGAAUCUGGAAGUGAUUUAUGGUGAUACAGACUCCAUUAUGAUAAACACAAACAUUACCAACCUGGAAGAGGUCUUUAAGCUAGGAAACAAGAUUAAGAGUGAAGUGAACAAGCUCUACAAGUUGUUGGAGAUUGAUAUUGAUGGGGUCUUUAAGUCCCUUUUGUUGUUAAAAAAGAAGAAAUAUGCUGCUUUGGUUGUAGAGCCCUCAGGAGAUGGAAAAUACAUUACCAAACAAGAACUUAAAGGACUGGACAUAGUGCGAAGAGAUUGGUGUGAUCUUGCAAAAGAGACUGGAAACUAUAUAGUUGGUAAGAUUCUCUCUGACCAGUCCCGAGAUGCGAUUGUAGAAGACAUCCAGAGGAGGUUAAUCCAAAUUGGAGAAAAUGUGGUAAAUGGCAGUGUUCCAGUAAAGCAAUUUGAAAUCAACAAGGCAUUGACAAAAGAUCCCCAAGAUUAUCCGGACAAAAAAAGUCUGCCUCAUGUCCAUGUUGCGCUGUGGAUAAAUUCUCAAGAGGGUAGAACGCUGAAAGCUGGAGAUACUGUAUCGUAUAUUAUAUGUCAGGAUGGAUCAAAUCUGAGUCCCAGCCAGAGAGCAUAUGCCCCAGAACAAUUGAAAAAACAACAAAAUCUUGCUAUUGACACUCAGUACUAUCUUUCACAACAGAUUCAUCCAGUAGUGGCUCGUAUUUGUGAACCCAUAGAUGGAAUUGAUUCUGUCCUUAUCGCAGCAUGGCUAGGACUGGAUCCCUCACAGUUCAAAAUCUUUCACCAUUAUCAUAAAGAUGAGGAGAAUGAUGUUUUGCUUGGUGGGCCAGUUCAGCUCACUGACGAAGAGAAAUAUAAGGACUGUGAAAGAUUCAAGUUUGCUUGCCCGAAAUGUGGGACAGAGAACAUUUAUGACAAUGUCUUUGAUGGUUCGGGUCUGAUGAUUGAAGCCAGUUUGCUACAGUGUAGCAAAAAAGAAUGUUAUGAAUUUCCUUUAACGUACCUAAUGCAAAUGAACAACAAGCUAAUCUUGGAUGUAAGAAGUUAUAUUAAAAAGUACUACAAUGGUUGGCUGAGGUGUGAGGAGCCAACAUGUCAAUAUCGUACCCAUCGACUUCCCCUUCGCUUUUCUCGGAAUGGUCCUCUGUGUCCAGUCUGUAGGAAGGCUGUUGUUAAACGAGAGUACUCUGACAAGGCCUUAUACACCCAGCUGUGCUUUUACCGGUACAUUUUUGAUAUGGACUAUGCAAUGGAAAAACUUACUGAUCAAGAGAAAGUUUGUGUGAAGAACAACAAGCUGGAAGAAAUCAAGGAAGGUUGCAAAAAACUGAAGACCACAGUAGACAAAUGGUUGUCCAUGAGCAGCUACUCUGAAGUGAACCUCAGCAAACUCUUUCAGACAUUCAGUAUAGUAAAAUCUGUGGGAGAUCCCUGUACUUAAACACUGUGUUUGGGUAGAAUGGAACAAAAGGCUUUUGUGGAUUCCUUUGUAGGCAAAAACUUUCAUCUUUUUCAUUUCCAGUUUUGCAUCCAUAGUUACACACUAGUGUUGUAUCUUGUUUUAAAACAAACAAGUGAACUUUAAAUGUUGACAUUAUUUAAUGGUAAAAAAUAUUUAAAAGCCACAUUAAAAGCCUGUAGAUAUACAGAGCACCUUUUCAAUAAGUAUCUAUUUGUUGUAUAUCUAGACCCAGAAGGGAAGAAAGGGGUGGAGAAAUAGCUUCUUUAAUUGAAUAAUUCCCAGUGAGAGUUGCUGGAAUGUAAGUGAUCCUAGACUUUGCUCCAGGGUAGUUAGUAGAGGUGCUUUCAGGAAAAGAGGUUAGUAGAGGUCUCGGUAGGAGCACUAAUGUUUUCUCUUUUCACAAUUUAUCUUCUUCACAAUCGUCUACACAGCAGUUAAAAACAAUAUGAAACCUAAAUGCUUCCUAUCAAUACUUGAUUCUCAUGUGAUCUUUAGUUUUAAAACUGUUUUUGAGCAGAUUAGCUGCUGAACAGUAUUUAUUCACACAAUCAAUAUUGUGCUUUAAAAAUAGAGUAGCCACAUGGAAAUCUAAAGCACCAACUGAUUUUUGUACAGGGCAAGGAGACAGUGUAUAUGCAGUAUAUUCUCCAAACCAUGUGCUCAUAUCUAAAUGUUACACUUUGGUUCCUUUGGACGCAACAAAAAUAAGCGAUGAAGCCUACUGUGAUGAGAAAAAGGAAAUGAGACCCCAAAAUCGAACAUAUUUCAGCCUACAAAUAAAAGUAAUUGCUAUAUUGUAGUAAGCACAAAGCCAAGGAAAAGUUUUAAGAGAGUUAUGAAAGCUAUCUGAUCUGUUUAUUGCCAGUAAAAUAAUGAACAGAAACAACAAAAGGCAAACUAUGGCAUGGUCAACGCUUUUUAUGGGGGGGAUAAAGAAUGUUGCUUUUUAUUUAGCUAUUCUUAAAUGUCUAAAAGGUUAACAUUGUCAUUUAUUGCUAUAUAUGUUAAAGUGUUUUAAAUGUCCAUGUAAAGUUUCACACUGAAAGUAAAAUAAUAAAGUUUAAUAA